CAAAUGGCAGGCGGUGGUGCUGUUCUUGCGAUUCGAGAAGCCGAACGAGCGAAAGCAGGAGCCGAGGACGUGGGACAAGCGAAUCUCAUAUACAAGAGAUAUGGUAGCGCAGGACCAAGCCCACAGCAUAAGUCAUCGUCGUUUUCGCGUGCUUACAACGAACAGUUCACGGAUGAUGUGGAAGCGCAACUUGUUACUUCUGAUAGCAAUUGUUCUCCUAAAUCAAGCAUUUGUGUCAGUGAUGUUAAGUGUUCCAUGUUGCUGAUUUGCAUCAACAACUUCUUCGACGACAACCAUAAACUUUUAAGUGACCAUAUGUUCCAGGAUAUGAUUCUCCGACUCAACAUCGGUGGUUCAAGCUACCGUAUUCGAACGCGAUCAAUCGUGAAAUUCGGACCAAUGACCUUGUUGGGUCGAUUCGUUCGGAUGAAUCAUGAUCAUCGCAAGCAAUGGGCUGAUUGGUAUUUCGAGGAUUCAGAAGAAUAUUUCUUUGAGCGAGUACCACGGUAUUUCGAUCCAAUUUAUGACUUCUAUGCAACCGGACGUUUACAUGUACCGAAAGAUCUUUGCUUUGAUAAAUUCAUGGCUGAGUUACGAUUUUGGGCAGUGUCUAAGUCGAAAAUGGAUGAAUGUUGUUCACCAUUCGCUCAGUACUGCAUCCUAUCGAAAACAACGGCUGACACAACGGUAGAAUUUCAACAAAUUCUCUUAUUAUUUUUUAACAAUAAAAAAUUCCUUCAUUUACUCAGCGGUGAAAGGAAUACAGCAUUCGUUGGUACUUGGCUAACUUGCAGGAGAAAGACCCCUUCAUUGGAGUGCGGUGUGCGAAGCUUCGCCGACGCCUUUGGUUUGUCCUUGAGGGCCAUACAAAUUCGAAAGGUGAAUCAGUUUUUUAGAUGGUGGAAGGCUUUCGAAAUAACUUCAUCGUCGUUUGUUGUACUGUCAAUAGCAGCUCUUAUUCUCGGUUCCAUUCCUGAAUUCCAAGUUCCUGAACGAUCAAAAGACACACUUUCACAAAAUGCACAACCCUCUCAGGUCAAUCCUACAUAUCAUCCAAAUUCUGCUGACGAUCAUCAAACCAACUUGAAGAUACCUCCCAAAACUUCAGAUGAUACACGACUCGAAAUGGUCGAGCAUCCUGUUUUUAAUCAUAUCGAAAAUAUUUGUGUGGUCUAUUUCACUCUGGAAUAUUUGCUUCGAUUCUGUGUUGCACCCCGAAAGUGGUCGUUCGCAAAGCAAUUUUUGAACGUGAUCGAUUUACUGGCAAUAUUGCCAUUCUUUUUCGAAAUAAUUCUCGCAAUUGUAGGCAUCAGAGGCGAUAAUAUUCGCAAAGUCAGAUGGGCAUUUUUAACCGUACGACUUCUGAGGAUUCUUCGUAUCAUACGAAUAGUUAAAUUGGGCCGUUUUUCACCAGGUCUUGCCAAUUUUGCCUUAACAAUACGGAAAAGCAAGAAACAAAUGCAAAUGGUUGCCAUUGUCAUGUUAACAGUUAUUGUUUUCUUCUCAACACUCGUGUAUUUCCUUGAAAAAGAUGAACCGAAUACCACAUUCACUUCUAUUCCAGCCUCAUUUUGGUGGGCUGUAGUCACGAUGUCAACUGUUGGUUACGGUGAUAGUGUACCACAAACUAUAGGCACCCGGGAAGCUGGUUGGAAGUGGGGCGAUAGUAUGUGGGGUUAUGGUAUUGGCAUUACCGAUCACCAUAAUGGUAUUCAUCGCAUUCUCAUACCCACUCAAGAGCAACUGUUGUUUCUCUGA
Anisakis simplex (herring worm) is the source of this 1758-nucleotide messenger RNA. The record is from the annotation of a GenBank genome assembly. NCBI's taxonomy places the organism in Eukaryota, Metazoa, Nematoda, Chromadorea, Rhabditida, Anisakidae.